This is a messenger RNA of Sphaerodactylus townsendi, 762 nucleotides long. It is a transcript of the gene RPL10, whose product is annotated as ribosomal protein L10. Lineage: Eukaryota; Metazoa; Chordata; Lepidosauria; Squamata; Sphaerodactylidae. Gene Ontology annotation, cellular component: cytosolic large ribosomal subunit; ribosome. Gene Ontology annotation, molecular function: structural constituent of ribosome. Gene Ontology annotation, biological process: ribosomal large subunit assembly; translation. Bases 36 to 683 code for a protein of 215 amino acids. The record is from RefSeq and is a predicted model, not a curated record. The transcript is spliced from 7 exons.
CUCCGCUUCCUUUCCUCUCGGCGAGACCCGCAGCCAUGGGCCGCCGACCCGCGCGCUGUUACCGAUACUGCAAGAACAAGCCCUAUCCAAAAUCCCGUUUCUGCAGGGGUGUUCCUGAUGCCAAGAUCAGGAUCUUUGACCUGGGCAGGAAGAAAGCCAAGGUCGAUGAGUUCCCGCUCUGCGGGCACAUGGUGUCUGAUGAAUAUGAACAGCUGUCCUCUGAAGCUCUCGAAGCCGCCCGCAUCUGUGCCAACAAGUACAUGGUGAAGAGCUGUGGCAAGGAUGGCUUCCACAUCCGGGUGCGCCUCCACCCCUUCCACGUCAUCCGAAUCAACAAGAUGUUGUCAUGUGCCGGAGCCGAUAGGCUCCAGACUGGAAUGCGUGGAGCUUUUGGCAAGCCUCAGGGCACCGUGGCACGCGUGCACAUCGGCCAGGUCAUCAUGUCUAUUCGCACCAAGGUGCAGAACAAGGAGCAUGUCAUCGAGGCGCUACGCAGGGCCAAGUUCAAGUUCCCUGGUCGUCAAAAGAUCCACAUCUCCAAGAAAUGGGGCUUCACCAAAUUCAACGCUGACGAGUUUGAGGAUAUGGUGGCUGAGAAGCGCCUCAUCCCAGAUGGGUGUGGAGUCAAAUACAUCCCCAGCAGGGGCCCCUUGGACAAGUGGCGUGCUCUGCAUGCGGCAUGAAGGGCUGAGGCCUCCCUUCAGCCCCACUGCUCAGCUGUUGCCUGGAAAUAUGUUUAAUUAAAAAAAAACAUUGCUGGUA